This is a messenger RNA of Catharus ustulatus (Swainson's thrush), 3206 nucleotides long. It is a transcript of the gene IGSF11, whose product is annotated as immunoglobulin superfamily member 11. NCBI's taxonomy places the organism in Eukaryota, Metazoa, Chordata, Aves, Passeriformes, Turdidae. Bases 32 to 1444 code for a protein of 470 amino acids. Gene Ontology annotation, molecular function: ionotropic glutamate receptor binding. The record is from RefSeq and is a predicted model, not a curated record. The transcript is spliced from 8 exons. Gene Ontology annotation, cellular component: cell-cell junction. Gene Ontology annotation, biological process: homophilic cell-cell adhesion.
GAGUCGGAUCGCCUCGUGUGGAGGGAAGCCAAUGGACGGUUCUUGUCCUACAUCCCACACUCCUGCAAUGUUAUCUUCUUCUGCUGACCAGGAUCAAGCACUACAGCACUUGCAGAGAGUGCACACAUCUUCAGGCACUUCAUGCCCUGCCAAAGAGUUCCACGUGACCACCCCCACCCCUGCCCAAACUGGUCUGGUGUGUCCUCUGGAGGUCUCAGUCAGUUCAGGAAGUAUCCAGGUUGCCCGAGGCCAAACAGCAGUGUUGCCCUGCACCUUCACCACUAACGCUGCCCUCACUAACCUUAAUGUCAUCUGGAUGGUCAUUCCUCUUUCUAACGCCAAUCAGCCUCAACAGGUUAUUCUCUACCAAGGAGGUCAGAUCUUUGGAGGUGCACCCCAGUUCUAUGGGCGAGUGGGGUUUGCUGUGACAAUGCCAACCACCAGUGCCUCCAUCUUCAUCAACAACACUCAGCUAUCAGAUACUGGCACAUACCAGUGUUUGGUCAACAAUCUUCCCGACCGAGGUGUCAGGAAUAUUGGAGUCAUUGGACUUACUGUCUUGGUUCCUCCUUCUGCCCCGCUUUGCAGAAUCCAGGGAUCCCUGGACGUGGGCAGCGAUAUCACACUGACUUGCAGCUCAGAAGAAGGUAUCCCCCGGCCAACAUACCUCUGGGAGAAACUGGACAAUGUUCCCAGGUUGCCCCCAACUGCCACACAAGACCAAGUCCAGGGCACUGUCACUCUCCGAAAUAUCAGCACCGUGUCCUCAGGUCUUUACCAAUGUGUGGCUUCAAAUGCCAUUGGAACCAGCACUUGCCUUCUGGACCUGCAAGUCAUUGCACCCCACCCACGGAGUAUUGGCCUGAUUGCAGGAGCAGUGGCCACAGGUGCAGUUGUGCUCGUUGUUUGCAUUGUGUUGGUGGCUGUCGCACUAUUCUACUGGAAAAACAAACACAAAGAAGAAGAGGAGGAGGAAAUUCCCAAUGAGAUAAGGGAGGAUGACCUGCCACCCAAAUGCUCCUCUGCCACAAAGACAUUCCAUGCUGAUGCAUCCUCAUCAGAGAACGACACCCUCACCUCCUCCAACACCUACAAUAGCCGCUUCUGGAAUGACCCCAAAGCUAACCACGUCACAGACUCCUUCACCCGCUUCAGCAACAGCAAUGAUGCUCACCAGCCUCCCUUCUCCCGCUCAGGGAGCACGAGUGCCCGACCCGUCUAUGCCAAUGGCAGCCACCCAUCCCCGGCUCCCCCUAAGACACUGGUGGUGACGGCCAGCACGGCACCGUCGCCUCAGGAGGUGAUCCGGAGCAAUGGUUCAGUCAGCAGGAAACCACGGCUGCCGCACACCCGUUCCUAUGCAAUCAGCCAGGCCACGCUGGAGCGGAUCGGGGCUGUCCCCGUCAUGGUGCCCGCCCAGAGCCGGGCUGGCUCCCUGGUGUAGUACCUUGCUGGUGGCUGAGCUGAGCAAGGGGCCUAUCAUCCCAGGUGGGGUGAAGAGACUCUACUCCUUCCUGAAAGGCAGUGAGGUAGCAGGGUUCACACACUUACCUCCACCUGCCCUCCCCUCUAGAGGCUGCUUCCAACUGGUGGGACAGCCCUGUCCAAGUCACUUUCCCUCCAGCUGCUGGAGCUCCUCGUCCCAAUGGACACCACAGAUGUGCCAAGGCCAGAGGAGUAGAGAGGUCGGGACAUGCUCCUGGGCUGCUGGGCCCCAGGUGGGACAUGUACUCAGGCCUGAUCUUGGGGGGAACUUUUGCUUUUAUUUCCUGUUUAUUUUGCUGGGGACUAAUUCCAUCCAUUUGGGCCUUUCAGGGAGGUAUGGGAUAUAUACAUAUAUAUUUUUUUUUCUGUUGUUGUUGCUGUUUUUUUUUCCAAGAGGAUGAUGACCUGUGUAGGGGCAGGGAAGGCAGAGCAGCCCCAACUUCCCAUGGCCCUGGGUCUGUUGGAUUAUGGAGUACUGAGCACAUGGGCCAGGUGUGGGCAGGCAUGGGACAGGCUAGAGGGGUGAGAAGAAGGCACAGCCACCAGCCCAGGCAGGGCAGUUGUUGGGUAAAGGUGCAGGCUGGGUAACAUUUGUCUUUAUUUCUGCAGUUCUUCCCCCCACCUCAGCACACACAGACACACACAGGGACACACACAGACACACGCAGAUCCUCACACUGGAUGUUUCUCCUGCACUAGGUUGGAGUGCCACCAGAGUCCUAUUUAUAGGAUGCAGCCAUCUGAGCAUCUUUCCCUCAGACACUUGGUGCAGAGCGAGGCUGUGCUGCUGUUGCUGCUGCUGCUGUAGGGCUUGGAUCUUUUUCUUUUGUUUUCUUGUGGGGUUGCUGGGGUAAUUCAGAAGGCAAAGGGGAGCAGUGUCAUGUGGUGGAGCACCAGGCAGGUUCAUGAUGUAUCUGUUUAUCAGGCUAUGCAGGGCUAGGCACCGUGGCAGGGCACAUGUUGUGCUUGGAGCCCUCACAAAUAGGCAUCAGAGAUUUCAUUCUUGCUCUCCCACAUGCUCAGACAUCUUGGCAUGAUUUAUUCCCUCCUUUAGAAAGCAGAGGCUUACUGUAAGCCAACUCACUAUCUCUAUGCCUCCGCAAUUCCCCCUACAUCUAUGGUUGGGUACUGGUGGCAUCUGUCAGUGGCGAUGCCCUCUCCUUGCAGCCUGGUAGGUGGUUUUGGCUGACGCCUCCACUUUUUUCUAUUGCAACUAAAUAGCCUUAAUCAAAGCCAGGAGUUGAAACCUCUGAAGGAACCUGAUGGCAUUUGGAGGGUUGGACUGAGGGCUGGGAUUUCCCUUCCUAGAGAGCACUUGUUCAAAGUGGCCAUGCCUAGAUAACACCAAACCUUGCAUAGGCAAAGGCAGUGAUUUCCUCAAAAAGCAUCAGAGCCCUUCCAGGUCUGCUCUUGGAAAAGCAAUGUGGAGAGUUGCAGGUGGCUUUCCAUAGUACUCACUUUGAAGAAAGAGUCUGUUUAAACCUACAGACUUUUUCUCAUCCCCACUUUCCUUGUCUUGGCACGGCUUUACUUUCCCUAGCACUGGCCUUGUGCCGGGUCUUCUACCUAAACAGUACAAAUGCAAGCACAGAUUCUGAGGAAGAGGAGGGAGAGGUGAGGGCAGGGUUCCCACGUGGACGCACUGGCUUUUUGGGAGACUGGGAGUUCCCAAGCAGACUAGGCUUGAAGCUUGGCUGAGAUUUUGUGCCUUCUUUCCUUAA